UUGUAUUUAAUUGGCUGAGGUAAUGCUGGGUAUAUGAUUGGAGUAGUUUUUGUGUUCUUUCUAUUGGUUGGGUCGAGUGUAGUCGGCAGAACCAAUGGGGUGGCGGCGUGUAUACUAUUUAAGGACUUUUAUUGUGACAGUUAGAGAGUUCGCUGGUGUGGGAUGCUUCUCGUUCUCCCUGGCAUUUCCGGAUCCUGGUGCUGUUUCUCUCCCGGCUAAUUUAGAGUGCGGCUGGUGGCGUUGUUGUGAACGAUCGUGGCGGAGUUCGCUGGCAGUUAUCGCUGCAAAGAUCGCCGGACAAAUUCAGAUUGACAAAUUCUGUUAAAUUGAGCUGCUGCUGCGAUCUGUGAGUAGUCAAUACAGCUGUGCGUCUAGCGUUUAAAACAAAUCGGGUAAAUGGAGAACAUGAUUGAAUUAAACCCUUAUUCCCAAUGAACGCUUUUAUGACAUCGUUGCUGUUUUGCUCUUGUGCAUGAAUGCUCUGUGAGUGGGCAUAUGUUACGGGUCUCCGCAGCAUUUGCCGUUCGACCACCCCCGAGGGUGGUGUCAAAUUACUUCAGCUGGACUUUCUUAGUGGCGUGGCCCUCUUUUUGUGUAAUGUUGUGUAUUUCAUUUAUAUUAGUUUGUCUGUGAUUUGUAUACUUGGUGUGUGGUAUGGUUUGAUUUACUUUCUAAUUUUCUUUACCAUGAUUUGUGUAUUGUGAGUUGUCCCGUGUUGUUUCAGUGUUUUAUAGGCAUUGACCCACUGAUUGUUGUCUGGGGUUAAAGUGCCAAUUGUUGUCCCCGCAUUUGUAUGUGUGAUUGGAUUAUUUAUAGUGUGUAAAAUUGAUAUUUUGUUUCUUUUUUUUCUUUAAGGGCCUACACGGACUCGUGUGGAGCAGGGGGGCUUGCUGCUUCCAGGGAGUGGCGUAGUUCACGGUGUGCUGUGUAGUGACAUAUGUUCCUGGGGUGUGCAGGGAAAUUGCUGUGGUGUGAAUUGGGGUGCAUCUAGACAACCUCCAUGGUUGCAGUGGGCCUGCCCUGUUCCCACUGAUCCUGGCCCUAGAGUUUCAUUAAUUGUUGGGGAGCAAAACAGCAGCGUGUGUUGGCUUUUGGACAAGCUGCACUCCUUGGUCGGUGUCCCCUUAUUGUUUUGUUAGGGUGAGUAAUUAUGACCAACAUAGAGGAAGAGAUGCAGGAGUUGCGAGAAUUAGUGGCACAGUUGCGUGCUGAUGAUGACCGGUUACGUUCUGAGCGAGAGCCCGGUGAGUCACCUGGGCCUAGUGUUGCUCCGUCUGUUGUUCCCGCAGUCAUGUCUGAUCCUCCCCAGCCAGUGGCAAGUGACAGUGUGGUGCCGGACCGGUUUGUGAUGGUGCCCAGAGAUAGGCGGUGCCCAAAAUUUUGUGGCAAAUCCGGUACCGGUAUCGAUGAGUGGGUGGAGGAGGCUGAGGCAUGUAUGCGGGCUCGUUAUAUGUCCAAUGUUGAUAAAGCGUUUUUCCUUUUUGACCAUCUGGAGGGUGAAGCGCGUGAGGAGAUUAGACAUCGUUCUAGUGGGGAACGAGGUGACCCAGAACAAAUUAUAUCGAUUCUACGCGAGCUGUAUGGCUGCUCUCAAUCGUAUGUAGCACUCCAAGAAGCGUUUUUCUCCAGGAGACAGCAAGACGGGGAAUCCCUUUUAGAGUUUUCCCUUGCCUUGAUGACCCUCCUGGGGAAGGUUAAACAACAAUCACCUAAUGCUAUUCCUAAUUCUGAAAUUGUGUUGCGCGACCAGUUCGUCGAGUAUGUGGCUGAUAGCGCUCUUCGCCGGGAACUGAAGCAGCUUGUGCGCCGCCAGCCCGCCUCUACUCUUUUGGAGGUACGUGGGGAAGCGAUUAGGUGGGAGCGGGAGGGAAUGCCAGGGGGUGCGAGAGGUAGGAGUCAGUUCGUCCCAAUGACAUAUGGUAUUCAGUACGGGGUGCAAGGGCAGUCUCAGUCAGAGUUAAAGGAGCUGCGUGAGAUGUUAAAGUUACAGCAGCAACAAUUAGAUCAGCUCACUCAGAGUAUUGCUGGCCUCCGGCCGUUUCAGCCGGUUCGUCGGCCUUCCCGUACUGAGGGCUUAAUUUGUCGUCGCUGCCAAAGGCCUGGCCAUUUUGCCCGUGAAUGUGAUGGCGAACGAGUUAUCCCUUCUCGGGUUCGGCAUGAGUCUCCAUCUAUGAGGGGGGCCUUUUCUCAGCCACCGGAAAACUAGAUCCCGCCGAACUGCAGAGUCACAGUUCGGUGGGUAUAGAGCAUGACUCAGUGACGUUAAGUUCCGCACCGCAUUUAAUUGCAUCAUGUCCCCACCUGGUGGUUAAUAUG
Misgurnus anguillicaudatus (oriental weatherfish) is the source of this 2316-nucleotide messenger RNA. The record is from RefSeq and is a predicted model, not a curated record. NCBI's taxonomy places the organism in Eukaryota, Metazoa, Chordata, Actinopteri, Cypriniformes, Cobitidae.